Messenger RNA from Dimorphilus gyrociliatus, 5378 nucleotides. The record is from the annotation of a GenBank genome assembly. NCBI's taxonomy places the organism in Eukaryota, Metazoa, Annelida, Polychaeta, Dinophilidae.
AAAUUGGGAAAAUUGAAAAUGGCGACGACCGGUGGCGCAAAUAUGAGUGAGAAAAAAAUGUCACUUAGAGACUUGUGGCACUGUUUAGCAAACCCUGAUAAAGUGUCUCAGGAGCAUUUACGUGAUCUCUUGAAGGCUAACAAUAACGAUUUGUUAAACGGUCUCUUGAAGUAUUCAAAUGAGAGCCCUAAUAGCAUAAAUGACUCUCUCAAGAAAUUAAAUGUCACUACUUCCAAAGAGAUUGAUUAUUAUAAGAAAUUAAACAAAUUUCUGACACUAAACGUCACCGUAUGUCACAAACUACACAAAGAUUUUGUUAAAUAUGAUCUUCGCAACGGAGACGAAAAUGAAGAUGAUUUGCUGAGAGAUGAGAGAAAUGUUAAAAUGCUUUUGUAUGGAAUCAGAGAUUUUUAUUAUACGGAAAGAUUACUGUUGUUGCAGUGUAUAAAGCAUCUUCUUCAUAUUUCUAUGUGGCCCGAUCAAAAAGCAAGUCAGAAAAUACAAAGUCUAUUUGAUGAUACAGUAAAGCAAAUGUGUAAUAAUAAUUUGGCUGAGAAACUACUAGAACAAUAUAAGUUCAUUAGCGGAUCAUCACCGCCAAAUUUGGAAGAGAAUGGAUCAUAUAUGACUGAUCAAGAAAUUAAUUUAUGGCAAUUACAAAAAUUCAGGGAACUUGAGAGUUUAUUAGAGAUUUUAUUACUCUUUUAUAAAAGUAUGGAAUUAACACCAGCCUAUUCGUUAAAAUAUCUCAAACAUUUCAAAGAGACUUUAGAUUGGAUGAGAAAAUUCUCUAAUGGUUAUUUCUCUGAUUAUACAGAAAAAAUUAGAUUAUUGCAAGUAUGCAUUAUAAUUGAGGGUUUCGAUUUGGAAUACUUAAAAUCGUGUAAAGAUACAAAUGAUACAACCAAGCAUUCUUAUAUCACAUGUUCCCAAUUUCAAGAAAUUGAAAAUGAAAUAAAGAUCUUGGGUUGUGAUACUGGUGGAAGUCCAUUGAUGUUGUCUUGGGGUUUGGUAAAGUAUUGUAAAAGCAAUAAUGAAGCGGACAUAGAAAUGUUUGGGGAAGCUGCAAUUUCUAUGAAUAUGUUUAAAUAUUUAUCUCAAAUGCUCUCUCUAAAAGAACUUUGCCAUAAAACGAAAGUGAAUUCCAUAGUCAAGACAACAUAUUAUGGAAUGAUGCAGCUGUUAUUAGAUCUAUUUGAUGCAAGUGUCUUAUCUGAAGACGAGGAGGUCUACAAUUUAAUAGCAAAUAUACUAAGUGAACCAACUCUUAGCUCCAUGUUCUGGGACCAAGGUUUGGACAAUGGUUUGGGAUUGAUUUUGAAAAGAGCAGCGACUAAAUUUCCAUCCAAUUUUCUACCUUUUAUGGAAUUAUCUAUUGCAUUAGCAAAAAGUAGUUCAUUCAGCGCUCAAAAUAUUUUUGAAUACAUCAAACGAUUGGAUAUUCUAUCGAUAAAAUGUCCAUCAAAUGCGCUAUUUGACUUGAAAUCUAAUGACUUUGGUCUGAUAGCUACACUUCAAAAAGACUACUAUCCCCUCGUUGAUUUCUGUGUUGCCAAAAAUACUAAGGGCAUUUUGUAUACGGAUAAAGAAACGGUUGAAUGGUACCAUAAAUAUAACGGAUUUCAUUUAUUUUCGUCAAUGUUAAAGCAGCUAUUAAAUGGGAAUAACGAUGGAAACGCAUUAGUGCAUUUAAAGAAUCUGUCUAAAAUAUACGAAUUGGUUUCGUCUAUCUCAAACUCUGAUAGCAACGCGUUACCUUAUCUACAACCCAUAAUUCAAAGCUGCUUUCCACUCCAAGAAGACUGCUUACAGUUUGGAGUUGAUGGUUUAUCUCUUGCUUCGGCUUGUUUUGAUAACUUUAUCGACGCUGAGACGAUAUUAAAAGCUUGGACUGAAUUGACAAAAUGUAAUUUUCUACCACUUCCACACCGUCUUAAUCAAACUAUCUCUGACAUUGUGGCGGAAAGCAGUGGGAAAUUAUGUACCUUAACAGAGAUCGUCCACGCAGAGUGUGGUUUGUUAGAGUAUAGAGUUGUUAAGAGCUGUUUAAAUUAUGUCAUCAAACUAAUUCCGCACCUGGCUGAUCAUAAUCGACUUGACGAGUUAAUUUCACUUGUUGUAUUCAUCUUAAAUAAUAUAUUCACUGUCUACGUUGGCUGGAGCUAUUCAGAAAAUUCUGAAAAGGAAACUAUUGGAAUAUAUUGUUUACAAAUCUUUCAUAAAAUCCUUAAUAUAUUCUCUGAUCCCACUGAAGAAAGGCAACAAAUUUGCGAAGUAUUGUUAUACUGCUUGCUGCACUCGAAAGCGGGAUUCAUCCUUUUAGAACUAAUUGGUACCGGUAGUUCUACCAUCAAUGCAGCUCUUGUUCAACAGGGAAGUAUAACUGAUGGACAAGGAACAAAAUUGGUGGAAGUAGUAACAAGAGCCUGCUCAUUAUUAAAUAUACUUCUUCUUCUCAGGCCAAACAAUGGGGAAGUGUCUCCCAUUGAAACAACACUAUGCUCGAAGACAAGUACAAGAUGGAGACAUAAGCACGAGGAGCAUGUAGUGAGGGUCAUUGCGGAGUAUGUACUUAUUGAAUAUGAUCAAAGAUUACCACGGCUUGCUGUUAUGCUAUUAAAAAAACUUGCAAGAGUCCUAAAUAUAUCUAUCCUCUCCUGUUUUGAACCAUCAGCAAAUUUCAUACGAGAUGUUUAUUUCGAUCGUUUGAAGUCUAGAGAUCAGCCUUUGGCUAUAAAAGUUGCAAUAUUGGAAUUUCUAUCGGCGUGUACAGAAUCUCAACCAGGAUUGAUCGAAUUAUUUAUGAAUAUAACACAUCCUGUUACGCAGGCGAAGGCUAGUGCAAAUAAGGAUAGUUGUCUUGAUAUAACAUUAAAGAUGAUAGACGAAAAUAUUCAAAGAACUGAAGCUUGUCCUUCCGAUUUAUUGUGUGCGGCUAUGCAAUUUAUUCAUUCACUAUGGGCAUCUAGAAAGGAUGCUGCAAUGAAUUAUCUUUGUUCCAAGCCAAAUUUCUGGAAGUGCGUUUGUUCUUUGUUGCUACAGAAUUUAUCUGAAAUAGAACUGAAAACCGAACUAAGGACUAAAUCGUUUUCUGUUCGAGCAUCGUCGUUUAUAUUUAGUAUAUUAGCUGAGGAGUUGUACGGAGUUGAAAAAGAUGAUGAAAAAUUAAAGGAAGUAUUGAAUGUUCUCGUAUCCGAAUCCCGUUUUGAACAUUGGUCGGAAUUUCUCACGCAAUCUUUGUGUGAAAUUGAUAUUGAAAAAAUACAUAAAGAAUCGUCUUACGAAGCAAAUGUUUUCCAAUUAUUACUGGGCUGGAAGAAAUUUGUCUACGUUAUUUCUGGUAAUAGACCUGACGUUUUAAGACUGGAGGGUAAAGUACGUGAAAAAAUUGUCAUACAUUUAUUGACUCUAUUAGAGAAAUUGUUGGAUAAUGGGUCUUCCGAAAAUAAAUCUUAUAAUAAGAUAGCAAGCGUUACGUCUUCUAUAAUACUGGUUUUACUCCGCCAUUGGAGUGACUGCUUGGAAAAAUGGAAGUUCAUUAUGACAAAAAUGAAGACUUUAUUGAGUUCAAGUCUUCAUUUCCGUCCAUCUGUUCAAAUCGGAACUGUGACAAGCACGCUAAUAUGCCUUCAAGAGCUCUUAAGACGAGGAGGAAUAGAAAGCUUAGAAGAAAAGUCUUUACUUAAUAUACUAGAAAUAUUAUGCCGAUAUAUUAAAGAAAUUUCUCAUCUAAACAUUGAAAGCUCCAACGAAGUUAAAGUUCAAGUUUCCGUUUUAUACGCAAUAAAUGACGGGGUUUCUUUAAUGAAAAGCGAGUUCCCAGAUAAUUUCCUAUGGUUUUCUAAUAUGAAGAAAUAUAGCGUUUUCGAAAUAAUCAUUUCUAGUCUUAGUUAUGUCAUUCAGAAUCGAUGCGCUUACGAUUACGUUAGUGCUUCGUUACUUUUCUUAUUAAACCUUACAAUGUCAUCGGAAGUUGCUUUAUGCAUAAGUUCGGCCGGUUUUACACAACAUUUAUGCUUGAAAACAAAAUAUUUAUAUUCAAAAGAAAAUGGUGAAUUCGAAUGGAGUGAAGCUAUAUCAAACGAAAAUUCUAUAUUGACGCGUAAAAGUGGCAGUUGGUCUUCGCUUUUCAUAAAUAUUCUAAAAAUAGUUAGGAAUUUAUUAGAAACAAGGCGUUUAUUUUUUGUCGAUGACGCCUUCAAUUUCGCCGGUGUUCACGAUGAUAGAAUUUUAGCGACUAUGCAAAGGUUUCGCGAACAGUGUUCGAUAGCCUGUUUACCGGAAAUUGAGGCUUCCAGUGCUUUUAUAUCUCAAUUAUCCUUCCAUUCAGUCGAUUGGAGAACGCAAUUACCAAAUGUGAUGAAUAAGUUGAUGAAAGAAAUAAUGCACCUUAGCGAAUUUUGCGUUGCUUUGGUGGUUAAACCGAAAUUCUUGCAAACUUGCAUUAAUAAACAAAUGGAAAACGAUCCAAAUACAAAAAUAAAAGAAACUAAAAAAGCUAUGAGAAGAGCUUUUAGGAGAAUAUCUUCAAUUUCUGCCUCGUCUGAUGAUUGUGACGCCCCAUCUAGAGAGCUUGCAGUUACACAAUACAAGUUAUAUAAGAUUAUUGCUCAUUGUUUACUGGCCUUAAGAAAUUUUUCACCAAAUCUUCAAGAUGGAAUAUUUGAUCAAGUUAUAGAUCUCUCCGAUUACGAACCACUAUUACUUUUGGUGUUUAGUACACCUUCCUUAGAUGAAAUGUCGGCUACACCAUCGUUCGGCACGCUAAUUACCAUAACAAAUGCUUGUUUACGGCUUUUUAGUAAAUUGGAACCCCGUCAAUCGUCGCCAGCUAAAUCCCCUGUAUCUUAUCAAGAUUUUGCUCCCUUAACAAAGUAAAAACGUUAAUUUUUAAGGUGAUGUGAUGGAGUAUCUUUUGUUUCUUUUUUUCUUCCUAACAGAUCACUUUUAAUGAAUGUUCUUGAAAAUUCAUUAUACUUGCUAAUGUCACAGGCAGUACUAUUUUUGAGACAGGAUUAUUUAACUUCUAGAGAUAAACAAUUACUUAAAAGAGAGCUAAACGCCGAAGUUACAUCAAUUUUAUCAAGUUUACAAAGAAUUUUUAGACGUGUUCCCGGUUCGGUCUCUCCGUCGAAUAGUCGAAGAUAUAGCGGUUCACCGUUACAAAAUCAAGUCCGAUCUAAGUGGUCAAUUGACCAAGGCCUAUUUAAAUUAGUUGAAAACUUUGCCACAACUAUCUUAGCUUAAUUUAGUGAUAAGAAAAGACCGAAGAAGGAGGAAGGAAGAAGAGAGGAAGGAGAUGAAAACAAAAAAAAAUUUUUUUUCAGUAACAUUAUUUUUUACUUGUAAAAAUAAAUUUGUUAGUAAAUUAGUUGUUU